AUGUUUGUUGAUACUCAAUUCCCGGAGCAACAUCGCAAGAGGAUCCGAGAGGAAGAUGAAGAGGCGUCAUCUGGCAGCCCAGUAGGAUUUACCGAGCACAGAAAUAAACGGUUCCAGUCCCUCCCACUUAGGACGUCUCCGAACUCGAAGCGAUGGAUGGACCGGCCGAAUUUCCCACUAUCUAACCAGACCGUCGCCCCAACAAACCAUGUCCAGCCCAAUCUACUUCAGCAAGAGCCGGUGCAGACUCACAUGUGGGCAGACGAGCCGGAACUUGUAUCACGGAACCCACCAUCUUCUGUGGUGAUUAGCGGGGCCGAAGACGAUGAUAUGGACAUGAUGGAUACGUCGGAGCCAGCGGUACAGCGCACGCAAGCGGGGUUGCAAGUCCCGCCCAAUCCAGAACACAAUGUUUUCUUAGCCGACCAGAACGCACCCAGCGUGACCGGCCGCAUACCGACACCAAUUCACUGCACCUUCGCGGCGCAAGUGCGAGGAAACAGUUGGAGUGGAGGGAAUGCCGUCCAUGGCGACAUUCUUGCGACGACGCCCGAAGAGCCGAAUUCGGCAGCCUUCGGCAGCAAUGGCGCAGUUGACCUGUCUACUCAGAAGUUCGCCUCGGCGACAGAGGCGUCUGCUAUGGCUGAUUGGAACAUGGUCCAGAAUAGGCGGCUUCCUUCCCCGAUCAGCGAAUGUGGCGCGGAAGACAGCCAGGGCAACGCAAGGAUGGCACUCGACUCACCACCGUUACACGGCGGCCACUUGAGCCACCUUACCCACAAACAUCCCCUGGUGGCCGGGCUUCCGCCACGUGCGAGCUCCGCGAUGGAGGCGCGAACGAUACGGGAAGACACACCCGGUAUGGCUGAGAACCAGGUUGGUCGUGGCAGCGCGAUGGAGCUCGAGUCCCCUGCGACACCAUCACCAAAAAAGGGGCACACACGCUCUAAACACACUCUCAACUCGUGGACGGGUGUGCAGCCGGGUAUGACGCGGUCGUUCAGCAUAGGGUACCGGGCUGACUGCGAGCGAUGCCGGAACAAGGUGCCCGGUCACUUCAACCACAUCAUUAUCUCCUAG
Dichotomopilus funicola is the source of this 1080-nucleotide messenger RNA. RefSeq lists its product as uncharacterized. NCBI's taxonomy places the organism in Eukaryota, Fungi, Ascomycota, Sordariomycetes, Sordariales, Chaetomiaceae. Bases 1 to 1080 code for a protein of 359 amino acids. The transcript has 2 exons. The record is from RefSeq and is a predicted model, not a curated record.